AUGGAGGACUACAGUGGUAACAGAAUGGAUUACCAAAAUCAAUAUCAAGAUGCGUAUGAGGUGUCGCACCCUUUAGGCAAGGGUGACGGGCACGAUAGCAAUGGACACGCCCACAGCGCCGACACGCAGAACAUCUCGCGUUCUGCCAGUGCACAGGGCGGGGACUCAGGCGACAGACCACGAACAAAAAGAACGAGGGCCACGGGGGAGGCUCUCAAUGUGCUGAAGCGGGAAUUCGACGAUAAUCCAAACCCCAACGCGCAGAAUCGCAAACGAAUCUCGGAACUGACCGGCUUACCAGAGAAGAACGUGCGGAUCUGGUUCCAAAACAGACGUGCUAAGCACCGGAAGUCGGACCGUGGGAUUGGUGGUGGUGGCUCGGCCACUGUGGGCCACCACAAUGGUGGUGGCAAGAACAGCAUCUCAGGAUCGACUACUGCAACCGACAUGAACGCUGCGACUAACGCUGAGUAUCCCGCUGCCGAUUUUGACCGGAUUCCAUUAGAGGUGAACCCAAGCUAUUCUUUUCUGGAUGUCAAGUCGCUCACAGUGGGCACUUGGAAGCGUCUAAAAAGCGGGAAUUUGAAGAAAGAGGAGCUUCCAACAAUCAAGAGCUUAUCAAACCUGUCCCCUUUUUCCAUUAAUGAAAUUAUGGCGAAUGCAACUGAUUUAAUGGUUUUAAUCUCGAAGAAGAAUCAAGAGAUAAACUACUUCUUCAGUGCAAUCGCAAAUAAUACGAAGAUCUUAUUUCGGAUUUUCUUCCCCAUCAGCACAGUUGUGGGCUGUUCAGUCACGACUAGCUCCGAAGAGCUACCGGCUUAUGAUGAGGAUGAGGAGGACGAAUCCAAUGCCAAGGAUGAAGUACGAGAAAACGAAAAACUAUUCGAACUUCGGCUGAGUGUCACCAAAUCACCAACCUUUGCUGUUUACUUCUCAGACGGUGUGGACCAGUACUCUUCAAACCAAUGGUCUAUUUGCGAAGACUUUUCGGAGGGCAGGCAAGUGAGCGAGGCUUUUAUCGGUGGAUCCAACAUACCUCAUAUUAUCGUUGGCCUAGAGGAAUCCUUAAACUUUAUGAAUGCUACGAUACACGAAUAUAACGGUGGAGAUCGUGAAAUGUCCCACAGAUCACAAGACCCUUUAAAUGCUUCAGAUUCCCAACCGUUGAUACUUCACCCUGAACCUCAAGCGAUGGGCCAACAACAGCAGCCUUUUUUCGAUGAAUUCAACGACCAAGACGGAAUCUACGGUAUGAAUGAGCAGAACAACUCACAAUACGUGUCUUCGUCUGCUGCUCAACAGCACACGUAUACCCAACACCCCCCUGCUUCUACUGAAAAUGAACACGUACCGUCCCAAUUUACCGAUUCGAAUGUGCCCAAAACCCCCGACUUUCUGAAGUCUGAAAUGGGAAAUGAGGAGCAGAGUGGGCUCAACAAUUUGCUGAUUUUUGACGAUCAGAAUAACGCAAACCAAAAAAAUGUUCAGAACUACUUUUGA
Messenger RNA from Lachancea dasiensis, 1500 nucleotides. The record is from the annotation of a GenBank genome assembly. NCBI's taxonomy places the organism in Eukaryota, Fungi, Ascomycota, Saccharomycetes, Saccharomycetales, Saccharomycetaceae.